Coprinopsis cinerea okayama7#130 is the source of this 1179-nucleotide messenger RNA. Its product is annotated as nucleosome assembly protein I. The coding region runs from base 1 to 1179 and encodes 392 amino acids. The transcript has 6 exons. Gene Ontology annotation, biological process: nucleosome assembly. The record is from RefSeq and is a predicted model, not a curated record. Gene Ontology annotation, cellular component: nucleus; chromatin. Lineage: Eukaryota; Fungi; Basidiomycota; Agaricomycetes; Agaricales; Psathyrellaceae. Gene Ontology annotation, molecular function: histone binding; chromatin binding.
AUGUCGUCGAGCCUUAAUAUCAACCAGGGAGCUGACCUGACGGCACCGACGCCCCAAAAUACGCCGUUGAACCAGGCCCCAAUUUCCCUGGGGCUCUCAAGACCCACAGUUCCUGAUAUCUCUGAAGAUAACGAGCAGGAAGACAUUGGCGAGGGAAGACUCGCAGAACUCGUUGGAAGGAGCUCUGGCUACAUCGAGAGCCUGCCCGUCGAGAUCAAGCUCAAUGUCGAGGCUCUCAAAGGCGUCCAGGAGCAACAAAACGAGCUCGUCCAACAGUACAAGCUCGAAUGCCUUGAGCUCGAGAAGAAGUACCUCAAUCUUACCAAGCCUCUAUAUGAGCGAAGAAAAGCCAUCAUCAAUGGCACGGCGACAGCCACCAAGGAAGAGAUCGAGGCUGGCGAGAAGGUCUCUGCUGAGGACAUCGAGGAAUACGAGCCUCUGCCCAAGGAUGCUACCCCAUCCACCGACGGGAUCCCCGAAUUCUGGCUCACCGCUUUGCGCAACCACAUUGGCCUCAACGAACUGAUCACCGAUCGCGAUGCCGACGCCCUGAAGCAUCUCACCGAUAUCCAGCUCGAGUACACCGCAGACGGCAAGCCUGGCUUCAAACUCCUCUUCCACUUCACCCCCAACGACUACUUUGAGAACGAUGUUCUCGAGAAGACCUACUACUACCAGGAGAAGGUCGGAUAUGGUGGUGACUUUGUCUACGAUCGUGCCAUCGGUACCGAUAUCAAGUGGAAGGAGGACAAAGAUCUCACCAAGGAGUUUGAGAUCAAGAAGCAGCGCAACAAGACCACCAACCGCACUCGUCUUGUCCGCAAGGCCAAGCCUGCUGACUCAUUCUUCAACUUCUUCUACCCUCCCGUUCCACCCAGCCCAGAGGCUAUCGAGGAGGGUGAGAUUGAUGAGGACGAGCUCGACGAGAUUGAGGAGAAGCUUGAAAUCGACUACCAGAUCGGCGAGGAUCUGAAGGAGAAGAUCGUUCCACGAGCCAUCGACUACUUCACUGGCAAGGCCAUCGAGUACGACUUUGAGGACGACGAUGACUACGACCUCGGUGAUGAGGACGACGACGAUGAUGAUGAUGACGAUGACGAGGGCUCGGAUUCUGACGCCCCAAGACCCGCCAAGAAGGGUGGAAACAAGGUCGACCCCGAGGAAUGCAAGCAACAGUAA